This is a messenger RNA of Pelmatolapia mariae (spotted tilapia), 6025 nucleotides long. RefSeq names its product myocyte enhancer factor 2aa (gene mef2aa). The record is from RefSeq and is a predicted model, not a curated record. Bases 576 to 2051 code for a protein of 491 amino acids. Gene Ontology annotation, molecular function: DNA-binding transcription factor activity, RNA polymerase II-specific; protein dimerization activity; RNA polymerase II cis-regulatory region sequence-specific DNA binding. NCBI's taxonomy places the organism in Eukaryota, Metazoa, Chordata, Actinopteri, Cichliformes, Cichlidae. Gene Ontology annotation, biological process: cell differentiation; positive regulation of transcription by RNA polymerase II. The transcript is spliced from 11 exons.
AUGUGCGUAAGCGCUUGUUUGCGUCUCAGCACAAGUUCUCAGUGGAAAGGGAGAAAUGAGAGGUGGUGACGGUGCGAGGAAUGGGCAGCUGCAGCAUCUUUUACUGCACUCCUCAUCCCACUUCAAUCUCAGUGUCUCAGCUUCUCCUUCCAGGAGAAAUGUGGAGUGUGUGGGCGAGUCGGAUCUGCAAUUAACGCCGGUUGUCAGAAGGAGAAUGCUGGCGUUUACACGAUGCCUCUGAAUCACUGAGUGAAAGUCUUUUCUCCUUCACUCUCCUCCUCCCAGGACAUUUUUUUUUCAAGGAGGACAAAACAGCAGAGAGCUGAAAGCCAAGGAUGCAUUGAAUAAAAAAUAAGAGAUAGAAGCUGAACAUUCUUGGCCCGUUAAAGAGGAUAGUGUUUCUCUGGUUGUUUGAUCCUGGUGUGGUCUGCUGAAGAACAAAGAGUGUCUUGAGAAGUGUGAGAGCCAAUAUAAGAAGAGAGACUUUUGCACAAUGUGCUAGGAGAGAGGAGGAAGAACGAGUGUUGUUUUUCUGAUAUUGUUGAGGUGUCAGAGAACCAGGAAAGGAGACAGCCAUGGGGCGAAAGAAGAUACAGAUCACGAGGAUCAUGGACGAAAGGAACAGGCAGGUUACCUUCACAAAGAGGAAGUUUGGCUUGAUGAAAAAGGCCUAUGAGCUGAGCGUACUAUGUGACUGUGAGAUCGCCCUCAUCAUUUUCAACAGCUCUAACAAACUGUUCCAGUACGCCAGCACAGACAUGGACAAAGUGUUGCUGAAAUACACAGAGUACAACGAGCCCCACGAGAGCAGAACCAACUCUGACAUUGUAGAGGCGCUAAACAAGAAAGAACACAGAGGUUGUGAUAGCCCGGACCCCGAUGCCUCAUAUGUCCUCACUCCUCACACAGAAGAAAAGUAUAAAAAAAUUAAUGAGGAGUUUGAUAAUAUGAUGAGAAAUCAUAAAAUCCCCACAGCAUUGCCUCAGCAGACCUUCUCCAUGCAUGUGGCAGUGCCUGUAUCCAAUCCUAAUGCCAUGUACCAGGCAGGAGGGACUCUGGGCAGCCAGGGCCUGGCAGCCGCCACAGCUUCUCUGAGUGAGAGUGGGAUGCUGUCCCCUCCACAGGCCUCUCUGCACAGGAAUGUUGGCUCUGGUGGAGGAUCCCAGAGGCCCACCAGUGCAGGCAGUGCAGGUGGCAUGCUGGAUACCACAGACUUUUCAGUGCCAAGUGGUGCGGGCUCCAGCCCAGCGGGAAAUGGUUUUGUUAACCCCAGGGGCUCUCCAGGCCUCCUCAGCACAGCCAGUGGCAAUGGCCUGGGUAAAGUCAUGCCCACCAAGUCUCCGCCACCCCCUGGAGGGAGCAUGGGAAUGGGAAGCCGCAAGCCAGACCUGAGGGUUGUUAUCCCUCCAUCAAGCAAAGGGAUGAUGCCCCCGCUGUCUGAGGAGGAGGAAAUGGAUUUGAACACUCAGAGGAUAAGCAGUUCCCAGUCCACCCAGCCGCUGGCUACUCCAGUAGUGUCUGUCACCACCCCCAGCUUACCCCCACAGGGCCUGGUCUACUCAGGCAUGACCACCUCCUACAAUCCUGCUGAGUACUCCCUGAGCAGUGCAGAGAUCUCUUCCCUACAGGGCUUCAGCUCUCCUGGGCUCUCGCUGGGCUCCAUGUCGGCAUGGCAACAGCAUCAACUGGGCCAAGCAGCUCUUAAUUCUUUGGUUGGCGGAGGUCACCUACCUCAGGGUUCCAACCUAUCUAUCAGCACCAGCCAGAGCAUAAACAUCAAGUCUGAGCCUAUCUCACCGCCACGGGAGCGCGUCACCCCGUCUGGGUUCCCCUCACAGCAGCCGCAGCAAGGGUCCAGCCGACAGGAAGUUCUGGGACGUUCACCUGCCGACAGCCUCAGCUCGUCUUGUAGCUCAUAUGAUGGCAGUGAUCGCGAGGACCACCGGCCAGAUUUCCACUCCCCGCUGGGGCUGGGCAGACCCCCUGCUGGCUCGGAGGACAGGGAGAGCCCGUCGGUCAAGCGCUUGCGCAUGGACACAUGGGUGACAUAAAGAGCUCUGAUCAAGCCUCCAGUCACCAGCCGGUCAGAGAGAGAGGGAGGGGUUAGACAUGGAGAUAAAAGAGAGAGAAAGAGGGAAAAAGAGAGAGUGAGGGAAAGAGAGAGAGAGAGAGAGAGAGCAAGGGUCCUUACAGCUAUCAUUGUCAUGCUAUUAUUCAACUCCACUUCAGUUUGUAUGACUGAGAUGUAAUGUAAUAAGACGUGUCAGGACAUAUCUAAAGUUAAUUCUCAGACUGAUAAAAUAAGAUUAAAAACUCAGCUAGGUGGACUGAAUUAUAUGCACAAACAGGUGGUAUCAGGUACUUGGUGCAAUUCAGGAGACGCUGCAGAAGAAAGAUGUUCAAAGAAAAUCGUUAAACAAUAGGCGGUAGAUUACUUUAGUCACUGGUCUAGUCAGACACUUACAUGUAGUUGCUGUUUUUGCUGUUGUGCUUGCAAGUUGCAAACAGUCAGAGAAAAUUGUGUUGCUUUCAGGCUGAGGACCCGUGCAUAUGAUAUUUCACUGCAAGAACUGUCUUUAAAAUCAUGCUGUAAUCACACAAGACCUUUAUAUUAAGUGGCCUCUCCUAAUUUAUUGACUGAGUGGAUCAGGCGCGCAUCAGUUUAAAGGACCAGUGUGUGGGAUUUGGUAGAAUUUAGCUGCGAUGGUGUGUGUUGGAAAUUGAUCCCUCACUUUUCCCCUUCCGAGGCCGCCAAUGUAGAAAUGUGAAAGGUUUGUCCACGUUUGUCCCACAUGACCGACUCCGUGGAAGUAAAUACUGCUCUAAUUAUAAGCCACACAUCCCCCCCUUCAAAACGUAAAAAACAAAUUCAAUUACAGUUGACUACACACUAAUUCAAACAUGUUUGUGAACGCUGUAAUAUACGUCUGCCGUUGGAUACUCAAACAUCCAGCACACUGGUCCUUUUUAUCGAAGUUACACAGGUAUUUUGAUCCUACAGUAAAUCGUUGCAACAGUUGAGACUACUUUAGUGAAUACAUGAAACAUAAAUGUCGGGGGUAAAAAUGAGAUAGCAGCAGAAUCUAUUGCAAUAAUGACAAUAACUAUUCAUUUUAUAAUUUAAAAGAUUAGGGUAUGUAAAUGUGCAAUUAAGAUAAUGCCCAGUUGAGCUGGUGAGAAAGUCAGCAUGUUCACGUUUGUGUAACAGUUCAUCAGUAAUAUAAGCCAAAGCUGUUCUUUUGUGUUGUUUUGUACAGUUGCAUUGAUUUCUCCUAACAACUCACUCAAACGCACCGUUUCUUUCGUCACAGUUCUUAUUUGUUAUUGUGCUUUUAUUAUAGUUUAAAGUCAUGUAAACCAGAUCUUGAAUCGAUAUCGAAAGCCAUGAACAUUUGCUGUUCUGUUUGUGUAAUUGAUCAUUUGAGCCAAACGUCGUCUUUUGUUGUGUAAAUAGCGACUUUAAUAUAUAUUACCAGGGUGUGAGUACAUGCUGAAUGUACUGUAUGAUCACCGUUUUCAAGGAAAGUAUAUUUUUGUGGUUUACAGCCAAGUUUACAAGAGUACACCCUUAAAGAAAAAGAAAAAAAAAGUAGAUCAUUCACUGGUCAAUAUUUACUAUUAUGUUAGUCUCUUUGAAAAUGAAUCGCCAACAUAAAACUCCCAUGUGUUUAGUUCCAGAUGGCUAAUUUGUUUUGUCUCUCUUUUUAGUGGUUUAGUGGUGAUUGUUUGUCCUGAUGACAUUGUAAUAACAAUGCUGUGAGGUUGAAGUUCCACUAUUUUCAUAUUUCUUAAGGAUAAUCACAAGGCUAGGGGAAAUAGGGUUUCUUCUCACCUAUUGUGCUGGCCUGUGUUAGCAGCUGCUCAAUACACUGCCACCAUUCAAAUCCAAGGUCCAAGCCCCUCACAGAGGAAUAAUCUAUUGUUAUUGCGUGUAGCUCGACUGAAAGACACGUCAUCUCUCAAGCCAUUUCCACUAUCGUGCUAUUGGUUCAUGCAAUUAAAGGAAGACACAUGGACAUGGCAGAAGUGGCUGCUGACCUUCAUACAAAACCAGUCAUGCCUGUUCCCACGUGUAGUUGUAAAUAUGUAAGUCUGCUUGAACUGUCCGUCACAAUUGCGUGCAAAAAAUGAAUUGGCUACGCAAACUUCAUCUUAUCUCCAUUUCCCGUUAGUAAGAGUAGUGCAGCCUGAGGAACAGUGAAAAUCUGAAGCUGUUUAGGUCAUGUAAAGACAGGAGAUGUAGUGCAGGGGGAGGGGCUGUGACUUGUUUUCUUCUUCAUCCUCACCGGAAAGGAAUCAUUCAGCAGCCAAAUCAUAAUAAAACACACUGACUGACUUCAAUCUCACUGCUGAAAGGCACACAUUUGUAUGAGAAGUUUGCUGUACAAGACGAGUGUUGCUGUGUCUUCGCCAUGGCUUUUCUUGUGUGCGUUUCUGAGGUUUCUGACCUAUGCUGCCCCCAUCAACAGCUCCAUGGUUGCUCACGUCUGUAAUGAUCUAUGCAGUUAACCCCGAUUCACAUGAAACAUACAGAAUAUGAUGUCAUUACAGGUCACAUUUAGUCUGCGGUGCAUUAGGAAGACGAGUGUUAAAGACUGUUAGCCUCUUAAAGUGCCACAGAAGGAAGUUACUGGAGUACAAGUUAGGUCUAAUACAUUUCAUUAAAUUAUUUAUUUGGAUACCCUAUGUCAAUUUCCACAUACUCACAUGGUGUAUAGUAAUCCAUAAUGUAAUGUAGUUUUAACACAGCUGGUGAGAAUAGCAAUAAUAAAAGACUACAACGAAAACCGUCUGCCUGUCUGGGCAGCAUCACCUCGAAGUUGAGCACAUAUUUUAGCACUCGAUAACAUAUCAGGGAAUUUUGUAGUUGCUCUAUCUAUAUGCACAGUUAGGAAAAUGCCUUAUCCCAAAGAGAAAUGACACCACUUUUACUUUCCCUCAGUUAAACAAAGACAAUGCAGAUUUCAAGCAAACAUGACCAGACCUGCCUCGUCUCAGAUAGGACACACGCAAGAAAACGCAUGGCGAAUGCACCGCGAUACACUUUGCUCUUUUGGUCUCUGUCCAAGUUGUGCACAACUGAUGAAUGUGAAAGGAAAGGGUAAUCAAUGAACCUCUGUCGAGGACUUUCUUCACUUUGCUGUGCAAGAGUACACUGCUUUGCUUCACUGCUUUUAUAAACAGAACUACGUGUUUGGUAAGUGUUUGUAGUUGAUAGUUCACUUAACUAAAGAAGCUGUUUUCGGUUUGAAUGCUCAGACCGUUUGGCGGCACAAGCUGGACUUUGUUGCCAAUAAUGACAUUAUUUGUUUCAGAAUCAAAAUAGAUUUGAAGUUAAUCUACAUUUUAUUUCCCUUGAAUGUGUUCCUUUAUUUUCAGCAUAAAUAUUCAAGUGAACUUUUUAUUAAACAAUUAAGAUACUAUGCUAGAUGUUGUACAAAAUUUGUAUUCUUCACAAAAGUACAAAAUAUUGGCUUUUAAUGUGUAAUUUAGGUUAUCUCUCUUAUUCUGUAUAAAAUGAAGUAAACAACUCUUUCAUAGAAUUUGUUCUCCUGUGAAGUCCCAAACAGUAGAAACUGUCAACUUUAUUAAACACCUCAGUGUAUGCUCAGUCUGAUCUCACUGUCUAUUUAUCUUUGAAUUAUGCAAAGACUUUUUUUUUCCCUCGUCUCUUAUAUCGGUGUACUAUAUUUAUUUGGUUCACUGGGCCCACUGCCAUUGUCAAUUUGAUGCAAGCUGAACAGGCAGCACAUUGCUUCUAAAAACUUGAAAAAACCCAGAAUUUGCAUAGGAAAUGUUUCAUUUCCAAUUUGUGUAUUUUAAAAUCAUAUUAAUUUCCAAUGAAAAAAUAAGACUACUGCGCUGGAAAAAACCCCAAAUAACUGUCCAUUGAAUCCAAUCAUGUGUGAUCACUUGUAAUAUUAAGUAAUUUUCUGCCUAUGCAUUAACUUCUACAUAGAUUUUAUUUUAUAUAUUGUAUAUGAUUUGGAAAUUUGUAUUUACUACAAUGAAAAUCUUCCAUGUA